Messenger RNA from Mytilus californianus (California mussel), 2137 nucleotides. RefSeq names its product rho-related GTP-binding protein RhoE-like. NCBI's taxonomy places the organism in Eukaryota, Metazoa, Mollusca, Bivalvia, Mytilida, Mytilidae. Gene Ontology annotation, biological process: small GTPase-mediated signal transduction. The transcript has 5 exons. Gene Ontology annotation, molecular function: GTPase activity; GTP binding. The record is from RefSeq and is a predicted model, not a curated record. Bases 305 to 997 code for a protein of 230 amino acids.
UAUGCUCCAUUGAAUAUCUAUGUUUAUGAAUGACUCGUGAGAAAGCAUGCAAGCAAUGUCUGUAGUGUUGUGAAAGCGACGGAAACGGAAAGAAAUAGUCGAUUUUCGUGAAAGACUAAUCUAUAACUCAUGACUCGGAAUUUUUCUAGCAUUAAUUAAGUUUCUUACACCCUAUCUGUGUUGCUGGACGAUUCUUUUAACAAGGAAAGUAGAGAAAUUCAUUUAAAUUCACAUGUGUUAAAAGUUAUUAAUUUAUGAAAGAAAAACAUAUUAUAAUUGUGAACAAAUAGAUUCAAAUGAUAUCAUGGGACAGAGGAACGAAGAACCAGAGGUGACAACUGUAAAAUCUAAAUUAGUGGUGGUCGGAGAUUGUGGGUGUGGCAAAACUUCUAUGAUCAAUAGAUAUGUGAAGGGACUCUUUUCAGAGACAUAUACAGCAACUGGUUUUGAUACCUACACAUCAACUUAUCAUGUAUCAGACACAUACAAGAUACACAUGUCAAUAUGGGAUACGUCGGGAGAUGCCGGAUACAAUAGAGUGAGACCGUUGUCGUAUAGUGAUGCAGAUUUAGUUAUAAUAUGUUUUUCUGUUGGAGACCCAGAAUCCAUGGCAAACGUUGUCUCAAAGUGGAUAAUCGAAGUACGAGAACAUUGUCCGAAACAACCUGUUAUAUUGGUGGGUUGUAAAACAGAUAUUCGUCCAGACAUACCAAAACAAGAGGAAGGAUCAAAGAUAGUUAAUUAUGAUCAGGGUCUGAAAACAGCAAAGCAUAUAGGUGCUUUAGUGUAUUCUGAAAUUUCUUCAAAGACUUCUCAGCGAAGUGUUAGUGACGUUAUAGAAGUAGCAGCAUUGUCAUCUGCCGGAAAUAAAACAUCAGCAGAAAGUCCUAGUUUACGUCGCCAGAGAUCUUUCAUAAGACGUAAAAGAUUCAGUGGAAUGGGAGAGGCUAAAAUGCAUCUGCGAAAAGAGGCAGCGAAAAGUUGUGUUGUGAUGUAAACUGGUGUAUGAGGCCAUUCAUACAUUAAUUCCUAGUCAUACCAAAGAGACAACAUGCUCAUUCAUUAUUUAUUUUUCUUGAUUUCAUGUUAUUUAUUUAAAACACACAAAGAGUACCGAAAAUGUAACCGGAAGUGCUUAAGUGGAAGAUGUAAUAGGUGCUGUCAUCAAAUUCAUUGUUCAUUAUUUGUGCUUUUAUAUGAUUAUAUCUUGAGUAGAUGUAAUAUAAAAACAAAAUAGUAUGUUGUAUUACAAAAUAUUUGCUGUCUGUGAUACAAGAAUGAACAUUAAUGAUCUCAGUAAAUGGGUAGAUUGAAUUUCCAUGUGCAAUGAAUGAAAACUGCUAUGUUAAAAUAGGAAUGCCUUAAGAUUUUAAGAGAGAACUUAUUGCUAUAGUUUGAUCAAGAAGAAACAUAUAUAUGAUUAGUAUUAGAAGACAAGUUUGACAAAACAACACCCAUCCAUUGUUGCAGAUUCGCCUUGCCAAAUUGUUUUAUUUAUUAUUGCACGCUUUAAUGCAAAUAUAUGUACUAGUUUAACCUCCAAUUUAUAUUAUAUUUGACCUGGAAGGUUUAAUGUUAACAAAAUAAUAGAUUCACUAAAGCAGAUUUUGCACUGUUGGAUGGUGGAGGUUGGAUACCUGUUUUCAAUAUUUAUAAUUUUUCACACUUUUUAAAAGCAACUGCAAGAUGGAAGUGGAUUGUUAUUUUUUCUUUGCUAAAUAGUUGACAAGGAGGAUUUGUUGUCUUCCUUUUUCAUGGGAGUUUAAGAAUCUUAUCCAUUAAAAGUGCAAUCAUAUGUCUGAACGUUUAUUAAUUAUGUGUGAGAUUUAUGUGUGUGUAACACAAUUAUGUAUUGGUGAGAGUAGUUGAUUCAGACUGGUGAAAGUAAAAUAUUGAGUCAUUGUUCGUAUCUGUCUCAUGUUCAACGGGUAUAUUGGUGAUGUUGUUAAAGAUGCAAAAUUCUGAUCAUAUAGAGAAACAACUAAUUCUUUUAAGUGAACAGAAUUUCGCAAAACAACACAAAUAUAUAUUUUGAAGCAAAGUCUUUCAUACGGUUCAAUUGACAUGAGUUUGUCUGAGUGAUAUAUUUAUGAGUGAUCUGUACAUUGUUAUUUUUGCAAUAAAAAUUGCGAACCUA